AUGCCUGUGAUCUUCACGAGGUCACAGCCCAAUACGAGAAUCACAUACCAUGAUCGAAACCACUUCGAUGGCCGAAAUCAUCGCAUCCAACAGGACGGCAUUACAGAUGCCGACUUCGAAGUCCUGGCGCAGACGUCAGAAGAGCUGAAGUCCAAGGGCUUCGAUGCAUUUAGUUGGGAGGACCGCGCAGAAUGCGCUCCCCCUGUGGACGGUCGCCGGACCAGCAUCGUCGCGGCUGACCUAUGUUGGCCGGAUUGCGA
Symbiodinium pilosum is the source of this 260-nucleotide messenger RNA. NCBI's taxonomy places the organism in Eukaryota, Dinophyceae, Suessiales, Symbiodiniaceae. The record is from the annotation of a GenBank genome assembly.